AGUCACCAUCGGUCCACCCGAUUUCCAGUAAGUCCCUCCGCACUGCAGAAACAGGACCUGAAACUGCCUGCAGGCAGCAGGACCGGGAAGCAGCCAGGACAACACGGUGAUGAAAACCCUGAGGGGUGGCCUCCUGCUGCUGCUGCUACUGCUCCUGGGGCCACCGGAUGUCUCCCAGGCCCAGAGCUGCACCGGGCACCCGGCCAUCCCUGGCAUCCCGGGCAUUCCAGGGACACCAGGAGCUGAUGGCACACCUGGGACGCCAGGGACAAAGGGAGAGAAAGGGAUGCCAGGGCUAGCUGGUGACCAUGGUGAGUUUGGAGAGAAGGGGGACCCAGGGGUUCCAGGGAAGCCAGGAAAAGUCGGCCCCAAGGGCCCCAUGGGCCCCAAAGGCUCCCCAGGGCCCCCCGGAGGCCGUGGCCCCAAGGGCGAAUCGGGAGACUACAGGGCCACGCAGAAAAUCGCCUUCUCUCUCACACGGACCAUCAACACCCCUCUGCGGAAGGACCAGACCAUCCGCUUCGACCACGUGAUCACCAAUGUGAACAACAACUACGAAACCCGCAGCGGCAAGUUCGUCUGCAGGGUGCCCGGCCUCUACUACUUCACCUUCCACGCCAGCUCACGAGGGAACCUGUGCGUGAACCUCAUGCGGGGUCGUGACCGCGCGCAGAAGGUGGUCACUUUCUGUGACUACGUCCAGAGCACCUUCCAGGUCACCACGGGCGGCAUCGUCCUCAAGCUGGAGGAGGGGGAGAACGUCUUCUUGCAGGCCACCGAAAAGAACUCCCUGCUGGGCAUGGAAGGUGCCAACACCAUCUUCUCUGGGUUCCUGCUCUUCCCGAACCCAGAGGUGUGACUGUGGGGCUGAGUCAUCCCCCUCCCCGCCCCUCGCCCACCAACAAAGCUCACUCUACCCCCAACACCACCUCUGCCCGGCCAAAGCUCACAGCCAGUCUCCAUGGGUGUGCUGAAUGAAGGAGUAAAUAAACUCUUCCCAACCAA
Molecule: messenger RNA, 1005 nt
Organism: Artibeus jamaicensis (Jamaican fruit-eating bat)
Lineage: Eukaryota; Metazoa; Chordata; Mammalia; Chiroptera; Phyllostomidae
Gene: C1QB
Product: complement C1q B chain
Exons: 3
Coding region: 110-859 (249 amino acids)
Molecular function (GO): protein binding
Source: RefSeq, a predicted model, not a curated record